AGAACCAAGAUGUUUCGUUUGUCUUUCAGAACUGGAUUGUUCCUUGUUUGCCUUGGUAAGUGUUAGCUAGUAAUGUCGGUCACAAAUUGAAAAAGAGUUUGAUAUCUUGGUUUGCUCGCUUUGGUACAGUAAAUUAACCACAGUCAGUUUAAUUUCCUUGUUAACGGAAGAAGCAAAAUAAUUCAAAACCGGCAAUCAUAUUUAAGCUGAUCAUUCAUGCGAACCUAGCUGAAGUCUGGCGAUUGAUCUCAUCGGUUUUCUCGUUUGGAAACAGAAACAAAAUUAUGCUGUUUGAAAAUGAAAUUUCUUCAGCAUUUAAUUAAUCUAAGGGCGCUUACCUUUUGCCAGAACUGGUUGGCUAGACCAGUCAAGUCGAACUAGACAGGAUUAUCCCGUCAGCCAGAUCAGUUUAGGCCUUAAAUAACGUGCACAGCAGUGAUGGGUUUUAGUUAAAAUUUCAAGAAAAUAUCAAUAUUUCAUUUUCAAAAUGACUGCUCGGGUCGUCCCUUCCUGACUUUUGGAAAGCGCCCUAAUAAGAAUGGUACUGACGUCUCAAGUAAACCAGAAAUGACCAUAUAAGUACUCGCUUAAAUUUUCGUCGACUGUUGCAAAUUUCCUACCUCCUCACAAUCUGUCUAAUUUCAAAAAAACAGGAAGGACAUAAGGCGAAGUUUAGUAAUUUCAGGCUGCUGGGAUAGCUGUAUUAUAGAGCUAAACAGUUACUAUUAAAUCGGCCAGUAAUUGCAGCAACUAUCCCUGUGAAAACUAACAAAAACGCAGUUGUAAGGUCUUAAAAUUAUGAUGAAUUUUAUUUGUGAGUUUCUAGGUUCUUCUCCAAUGCCAGCAAAAUAUUUCCCAUUUCAAUAUCAUGAAGGUGAUUAUAAUAUUGUUAGCGUGAAAGUGAAUGAAACAGAGAACAAAAAGCUUCCCAAUACCUCUUAAAAUCGUCAACUGAUGAAACCUCUACAGCUCUCAAGUCCGACAGACUCAAUGUCUACUACAGACUUGGAAUUCACGCAAUAUUAAAUUAAAACCAUACAAAAUUUGAGAAAAAAAAAAGCUUAAAAAUGUUUGCAGCAUUUAAUAAUAUAUUUUUGUUUAAGGAAAAAUCCUAGAACAUGCAAUAUAUUUGCUUUCAGUUUUAAACGCCCUUUCCGGCGAGUCAUGUAGUCCAGCGAGUGACACUUCCUAUGGAUUCUAGCCCUCCAAUGAUUAAUGAUCUAAGCGGACAGGCUCAUUUGUAAUGCGUCGUUUGGUUUUUGGUCUGCUUAAAAUAAUUAAUAGAUAGCAAAGAAAGGAUAUUUGCCCUUCCUUGGAAAUGGCUAAAUCAGACAAAUUUAAAAUUUAUUUUCAUAAUUGGUAGGUUAUAAGCGCCUUGAACGUGUCGUUUGUAAAAGUCUAGUAUAUAACCUAGGCGUUUAUAGCUAACGAUUUGAAUAUCAUCAUAUUGUGAGGAUGGUUUUAGGGACUUGAAAGCACGCGACUACAGAAUUUCAGCGAAAGCGUGCUUUGGCGUAUGACUGAAGAUUUUGGAAAAAACUAUCAACUAACAUUGACAUUAUUUGGCCCAGUUUUUUUUAUGUCUUUUUUUUAAAGAAUACGCUCAAGAAAACUGUUUAGAUUGUAAUGUUUAGCAGUCACUUGUAAACGGUUCAUUUAUGUUUACAGCUAGCAUAUACCCGUACGGCUUGAUAGAAAAUGUAUGGCCCCCGUUAUUUUCCUGAAACUAUAAUUAUUCAUUAUUUUUGGGCUGUAUUUAAUGCAGGAGAUUUAAUGCAUUUUAUUGUUACAAAUAAGAUCGAAAGCAUGUCACAGUAUACGCUUACAAGUGCUUGGUGCCAAAAAAUAUUACAUGUCCAGGUUUUCGUGCGUACAAUCCUUCAAGUUUUUAAAUAAUACAUCAAUAUAGUCAAGUCAUACUUCAAGAUAUAUUGAGCGUGUGAUCACGCAAGUGUUCUGUAAAUGAACAAAGUUGAAUAAAUUUAAUAACAGGCAAGGAUCUUCCCUUGUAAAGUGGAAAGUCGCAUAAAAACUGUUGAUUUUACCUCGACAAUGGAGAAGCUCAGCUUAACCAGUGUAAAAAGACUUUAUAAAGAAGGCCGAGGGAUAUAAGAUUUGGUUUAGUACUGGUCUUCUGCAAUAAAAAGGUUCCCAUGAAUUGAGUCAUAACCUUAUCCCGCUCUUAACCAAAUAUCUGGAUUGACUGAGUUCUCUUAUUUUUUGACAGGUUUUGUUUACUAGUCACGUUUAUCUUUGAUUGGUUGGUGAAAAAACAGGAAAAUGGAAAAACGAUUAUUUUAGUCUUAGAAACUAUAGGCCCCGUCCAUACGUAUUCAGAUAUUUUUGAAAUCAGAGAUUUUUUUCUCCGUGUUAGCCUUCCGUCUACAUGUAAACGGCGUUUUUUUGGCACCAAAAACGCAGGUUUUCGAAAACGGUUCCCGUAGUGGAGAUUUCCUGAAACGCCGGCUCCUCUCGUUCCACGCGAACGGACGAAAGAAGGUUUUCGAAUACUUUGAUGUCAUACAUAUACUACUAGCAUUGCGCAUGCCCGGAAGGGGUAUAUACUAUAAUUUCAAAACUUCCAACGCAUUAGCGUUUUUAAGUGGACGAGCGAAUUAACGAUUCAAAUACCCUUCGUGUGGACGCGUAUUUUUUUAACGGGAGAAACAAAUCUUUCUGUUCUCCAAUUUCUGUUUUCGUUUAAGAUUAUAAUUAUGUGAAAGUCCCGCCACUAUGGGGUACGUGCACAGUGCUUCAUGGAAAGGCCCAUUCGUUGGAUCCUCAAUCUAAGCUUUAACAAACUUUGUUUUAUUCCAUAGCAACACUGCUAAUAUCAUGUUUCGCCACUGAUGUAGUUGACACAGCUAAAAACACUGUGCUAAUCCGUGGGGGUGAUACUUCCGUCCUAUUAGAAGGAGAGUCGGGAAAAAUUUCUACGGUCUAUUUUGAGGAGGAUGAUGAUGAUGAUGACGGCAAAGACAAUAACGAUGAUGACGAGAAAGAAGAUUUUACUGACAACAAUGAGGAGUUAUUAUCCUUUCAAGUGGAAUCACUUCAGGAGGUAGACGGUGAUGGUAAGUCGUUUUUUUUAACGUCAUGGAGUUUAUGUUUUAAAAGAGCGGGCAACUAGUGGUAAGAAUUACAUAUGAUCAGAAAAUCUCUAGAGGUCGUUUGGAGGGACAGUAAAAACAUGGCGGACAGCAAAAACCACCUGUAAAAGAGGCUCUCAAGGUUAUCCUAACUAAAAAGACAUACCUUAAAGAUCUUUAAAAUACUCUACAAUAUAGUGAGGAAAGGUGGCAUCUCUAAACUUUAAUUGCAGUUUGGAACACAAUUCAACUCCUGCAACGCGCCGUGUUCGUUGACCUUCAUGGUGUCCCUCCAAACAAUCCAAAGAAUCGUUGUGGUCGCAUAUCGUGGCCAAUUUUUUUAACUGGCUUAGAAGAUGGCGAAUUUAUUUCUCCCCAAGGGUUUACGGAAUGAGAAGAUGAUUGCUCAUAUUCAAGCUAAAAAUGUCAGAAAAACAAAGAAAGAAGAUAUACGGAAGGAACUAAAGAUCUAAAUAGAUGGAAAGAAAACAUAAACAUUUUCUAAUCACAGUCACUUGAAAUGGCCAUCGUAAGUGAAUACAGAAAAGCCUGGUAGAAGGCUAAAUCUGUUCGCUUCAGUGGAAGCGAAAUAAGGACGCCAAAGUUACAAUAGCUACGGUUUAGCUCACAGUCUGUUAGGAUGUUUUGCAGGUAAUGUCACUCCAGAAUAAGCGGUCCACGCGGUUGGACAAGCCCUACGCAAAACCAGUCUAACUGCUUUUCUCUGAUCAUUCAUUUUAAAUUUCCCUUUACAGAAAGCUAUGUACCGGUAAAAUUUUAAAUUUCACCCGAAAGAAAUUAAAAAUGCAAGUUUCUCAGCAAAGCUAGAGGGGGUCCAACAGGGGCUCGAAGGGGCAACCGGCCUCAUCUCCUUGGCCAUUUCUCUAAGCAGCCAUCUUACCUUCGGCUCCGUCAACUCUGAAAGUAAUUAUAAACACUUUUACAGUCAAUAGGCCAUUUCGACGAUCGAUUCAGUGAACUACAACCACCAGAGUUCACAUAGUUUUUGCUGUCUUAUUUUAAUUAUGUAAGAUUUAAAAAACAACAGCCCAGAUUUUCACUUAAAACAAUAGGCAAACAAAAUCAAACUGAAGGAUUCUAAUAGUUGUAGCCAAAUGACGUUACCGUUCAAAUGUGCUGUUACAGCUUGCUAAGGGCACCUUUGUAGUCUCAAAUGAGUGUGUUUUCAGGAAAACGUAAAACGUUCUUUCUUUAAACUAUUUUAUGCACGACUUGUAGAAAUUUAUCCUUGUAGACACCCUCUCAACAGUCCUAUGAAUCGUGAUUUAAAACGAGUGAGUGAUAUCAUUCUCUCAGCCCACCAGCUAAGGCUGAGACAUAACGUGAAUAAUUUUCUUCAUCUGUUCAACUGCAGGGAAGCCUGUUGGUCUUCAAGAAUCUGUACAGCACCGUGUCAGCUCUUUGGAUUCAAAAAUGUUUAGGUUUUCGGCGUUGGAUAACUCGACCUUUUAUCAAGGAAUCCCCGUGAAAACCAUCAAUAUGUCCGAUACAGUUUUGAGUAACCAGCAGGGUAACCUUCGCCUCGUGGUUAUGGUUUUUCUAAGCGCGGGUAACGUUACUUUUGGCAAUGAGACAUUUAGAGUGCAGAGUGGAACAAUGAAGUUUAACAUUGAGGUAGGUUCGGCAGGUCCUUCAGUACUGAACUUCACGCAAAGUACAAACUUUGGUCACGGUCCCGUAAUGACUUGCGUACGUCAAACAGUUGCUGAUCUGCUGACAAAUGGAGUGUAGUUCUAAAAGUGCAAUUCAUUUAAGUGGCUUGGCUUUAUAUAUAUGAGGUGAGGCUGGCCGGCUCGUGCCUUCUUUUCUUUUUUUGAGAAGAAGGUUGGCCUUCUUGCCGAGAUCAAGACUCGAAAAACCGAUGCAUGUGGGCAAGCCAGCCCGCCUUCUGAUUUAAGCACGCAUGUUUUAAGGAAAAAAGCAUGAGCCGAGCAGAACUUGCCAGGCUGAUCGCCAGCUAACCUGACUGGCUCACUCUCAUUUAGUCAGGCCUUCUAACGACAGUCACACUCUCUUGUCAAGGAGACUAAAGCACGUUCCUGCCGAAAUAUAAUGAAUGAUUAGCAAACAAAUGCAUAUAAAUUUUUCAUAAUGAUUCCACUGUUUCUUCUCCAAGGUCAGUGAUUGGCCAUUUUGUAAUGCUUCUGUAAGCUGCCUUUCACAAAGCAAGCAGCCAGAAAUUGGGAAAGGCCUUGAGCUCACACUUGGGAUUAAGAGUGAAGCAGAUGACCUUGAAGAGGAUGUCGACAGUGACAUUUGCGUGGACCCUGAUGAUGACCCGAAUGAGGAGGACGACGAUUGCCCCAUCGUCUACAAACUGGGCGGCAACUCCAAGAUGGCCCUGAAUAAAGGGGUAAGUAGAGACGGUUAGUCUGACACGUACACGAGAAACGCAUUUAUAUUUUACCGACUUUAUUAACACGAUUUGCCUGCCCACCUCGAAUGGGACGUUAGCGCAAAUAAAAACAAGCUUACCGCAAACACACCAAGAAAUGACUUAAGACAUGUCUUAAGCGCAAAAUUGACCUGAAACAACAAUAUCUUCGUGAAACGCCUCUGUAUAAAAUCAGGGGCACCCAAGUCUCGUAAAUGGUUUUCCCUGUGCUUUAGAAACCUUUUUUGUUGAUUUGGAGUUGCUCUGAAAACUAUUUGUUAGAACUUUUGUUGUCACGAAAGUCGUAGGUGGCUUUUUCGUCUCAUCUGAAAAUGUUAGUUACCCUUAUGGGUGCGGUCGAAAGUUUGAUGACAUGAAGCAGCCUUGCUUUCAUUAGAAAAUUAUAGGGGACCUUUCGUCUUUAUACCGAAGUUUUUAGGAGAGCCUUUUUUUUUUAACAAUAAUCGCAAUAUCUUGCUAUCAAAAUGUGAAUAACACAACCUCCGAAAAUCGUAGUUAAGCUGUUAGAAAACCUCCGAAUAUUUGAGGCAAAUGGAACGGUUAUCCAGACAUUUUGAGCUUUUCUCAAGCUUUAGAAAUUUCUAGGCAGUAUUUUUUUUUUAUCUUUUUACAGAAAAAAGUCGCUGGGUGCCCCUGAUAAAAUCAUGUUGAGGCCAAACCCCACCACACGACGCUACAAAUCGGAUAUUUAGGUUAAUCUUAAGUUUACCAAACUUAACAGAUAGUAUACUCUUGUUAGCCAAAUAAUCUUAAGAUUUUAUUUGACGCAAAAUGUGAAAUCAUGACGUCUCAACGGACGACGUCAAAAGCACUGAAAACGUUAGCUAACGUAAGGCAUGAUUUAACACUUGGAGGGUAUUUUUGAAAUGCCUAUGCAGGCCAGCAAAAUUAACGGCAAAUGAACUUAAAGUACCACGCCUUGAUGACCGUUUUGAGGGAUAGUUUGGCCCCACCGUGCUGGAUCGAUUUGUCCCUUUCAUUUCCAUUCUGACUGUAGCUUGUUCAAGCUCACCUUUUAAGGGAUUUCGAAUGAGUUCAUGGCACUUUCAAAGAGAAAAGGUAUACUUUUUGUCUUAAAUCUGAUUUAUUCUUUCUAUUUUUCCAGGUUUUAAUCGACAGCGGCAAUUAUGUUGCAAUGCCGAAAGGAUUUCCGAAAGUGGUGCCCAAUGGAGGAAUGAAUAAAAAGGUGAUUUUCCAAAUCCCCAUCUUCAACAACACUGCGAUCCUGGACCCCAGCGUUGACGUGGGACCCCCGACAAAAAAACCGGGCAAUGGUACUGGGCAAAACUCUGCAUCGUCCGUUCAGUUCAUUUCAGUAGCGUUUAUCUUGAGUUCUUUUUUAGUCUAUUAUCGUUAA
Molecule: messenger RNA, 6862 nt
Organism: Porites lobata
Lineage: Eukaryota; Metazoa; Cnidaria; Anthozoa; Scleractinia; Poritidae
Source: the annotation of a GenBank genome assembly